Fusarium coffeatum is the source of this 2517-nucleotide messenger RNA. RefSeq lists its product as uncharacterized. Bases 1 to 2517 code for a protein of 838 amino acids. NCBI's taxonomy places the organism in Eukaryota, Fungi, Ascomycota, Sordariomycetes, Hypocreales, Nectriaceae. The record is from RefSeq and is a predicted model, not a curated record. The transcript is spliced from 2 exons.
AUGGGUUUCUCGAGUGUGAAAAACGACUCGCCGCGGUCAUCAAGAUCGCGCCUUUCAGAUGAAUCCCCUCUAUCGUCGCCGGAUAGUUUCCUAGGUCACUAUCCUUGGCCGAGCACCAGCACAGUCGCUCAUAAGCGCUAUGAAUCGACUCAUAUUUUAAGCGAUGCGGAUAAGAAGAAGCAAAUUGAAGCCUUUUAUCGUGAUCUUAUCUGGUCGGAUCCUUCAAUAGCAAAGGAUGCUCUCAGAACGCAGCAAGGGCCUCGAGCGCCCAAGACCUGCGAAUGGAUCAUGGGUGUGCAGGAAGUUAAGAACUGGUUGAGACCCGAGACAGAACAUCAGCAUGUUUUGUGGCUUUCUGGUAAUCACGGACGAGGGAAAUCGACCAUGGCCGUCUAUCUCGCUGAAAAGCUUACCAACGACUUUGCUACACAUCCCGCCAACACUUGCGCCUACUUUUUCUGCGGCUCAAAAGACGUGUUGAGAAACAGUGCCCAGGGAAUCCUCCGAGGGUUACUCUCGCAGAUCUUUCAAAACCACCCCCAUCUUCUCAGUGACAGAAUCCGCCGAAGACAUGCCUACCGUGGUGCUCGAGUAUUCGAGAAGCCCCAAGCGCUCUGGAACUUAUUAGUGGAGGUCGCUUUCAGAUCCGACCGUCGUAUCUUCUGUGUCAUUGAUGGGCUGGAUGAGUGUGACGCAAAUUCUCGAACAAUCCUUUUGGAGCUCAUCGAACACACUUUUCAUGGCGAGAAGCCUGCUUCAAACCUCUGCCUUCUCAUCACAAGUCGACCGAGUUCAAAGAUCUACGAGUAUCUGGGCGAGUUUGUUCACCGAGACCUCGAUUCAUUUUCCCAGUCAAAGCACGAUGUGGAGGUCUUUAUUAACCAGCGAGUUCGGCAUAUCGCAAGCAAGCGAGGCUGGUCAGGCACAAGCACCACCCAAGUGAAGCGCGUCUUCCAAGCAAAAUCAGAGUAUAACUACCACUGGGUGCGUUACGCCAGCGAGAGCAUCUGUAAGCUCCGAUCUGCCGAGGAUGCCAUCAAAUUUCUCAAGGGACUGCCCAACGGCUCUGAGUAUCCCACUCAUGGCCCAUCGUUGAACCAGAAAAGAGACAGCGUUGAGCAUCUGGGGUUCGGAAACACCGACGAAGACCGUGAGAAGCACCACGCCCGGAUCAAAUCGCCAUUUGUCAGUGCGAUACUGACCGGAAGAGUCGAAAUGCUGGCAUUUCUCCUAAAAAAGGGCGAAUCUUUGACACCAUACACUAUACAGGCUGCAGCACGAUGGGGAUGCACCGGAAUGCUUCAAACAAUCAUGACACUACGACAAGACGAAAUCUCGCGUGACCAGGAUCUCUCUUGCGCCGUGGCCGAGUGUGCCAGUGCUGAGAUGAUGAAACUCAUUUUCAGACACCCAGAGUUCAGAUGGAGCGACGCCGCAAUGAUCGGAGCCACAAGGAACGAACGACAUGGACUCGAUGUAAUUGCAUUGUUACUGAAGCUGCACGGUAACGGUAUUGAACUCGACGAAUGGAUGAUGGGCAACAUUGCCAGUGCCUGUCACCCAACGGUUAUGGACUACCUUCUGACCCAACACGGAGGACGCAUUCAAAUUACCACAACCGUAGCUGAGCGAGCCAUCGAGAAUCGCCGGGGACCAUCUAUGCUUAGAAUCCUUCUCAAACACCGCGCGAACGAAGGCUUCGUUGACGAAGAACUCAUGAUUCUCGCACUGGCCAACACCCGCUGCCGACCAGACUUCAUGGCCAUCUUCCUCGAAAUGCCAAGGUCUCAAGUCCUGUUCACCAAAGAAGUUGUGUUGGCCGCAAUUGCCUCACCAGAGAAAGACUCAGAUGACUGGGCCCCCGAAGUCCUCGAAAUGAUUCUCAAGAACCGGGCCGACGAUGUCGAUAUUGAUGAAGAAAUCGCCAUCGAGGUCUUGUGGGAGCUUGGAUAUCCUGGUCUGCAAGUGAUUUUUGAGCAUAAAGACGAGAGCGUUCGGGUGACGCAAGGACUCCUUGACGCUGCAGCAGGUGUUUGUUCAGCGAAAGAGUUUCCACAGUUGGUGGAGAGAGCCGAAGAUGACUUCAAGAUCACGCAGGACAUGCUGAUAAACACGACUCUCAAUGUGCGACAUGGCGAUAGACUCCUUCCUGUGAUGCAGAGAUAUUUAAAGAGCUCUUUGAAUAUCGGCCAAGACGCCGUCGAGGCGUUCCUCAAAGCAGGACAGAACGGAUUCAAGAGUCUACUCGUUCUUCUCCUGAGAGAACGCGGUUGCAGAGUUAACCUUAGCAGGGGCGCUCUGCGCUCAUGGAUCCGCGAUGACCAGGUGUACCGUGGCAGUCUAGCAUUUCUCUUCGUUGCACUUCAUUCUGGAUGGUGCAAACUGUCAGACGAAGUAACUGGUUCUAGAUGUGAGAGAUUGGAAGCUCUUAUUAAGCAUUACGCUGAAUUGGAUGAUGUAAGGCAGACUUUUGCCGAAGCGAUGGAGCGCUCCAAGAAGGAGAUCCAUGGGCGUUGA